UCUGUUGGAGUUGCUAUUGGUCAAGUUACUUAAUGGUAUAAAUUAUCAAAUAUUGUUCGUUUAAGAUGGCACAUUCCCGUCACCGAAAGUACGCUGCACUAUAUGCGAAAGUGUUAGGACCAAGGACAGGCGAAGGCAUAUAAAUGUCCUUGCGGGCACCAUAUUGUCGCAAUCUCGAUCUUAAUCGUCCAUUACGAAUCAAUUGUGCGGGCUCCGGGCGACGCUCGGCGCGCUAAUCGCAAUGAAGCCGUUGCGAGUUUUGGCAAACGCCGCCGGGGCAGUAAAGACGUCGGUAUUGCCGCCAUCGAGCGCGAGACACGAGGGCGAGCUGGCUGAAUGGCAACCAACACGACUCAAACGGAACGAGGUGCAUUGACACCUCGUGUUUCUCAUAUCUUAUGAUAUGACGAUUUCAACUUUGCUGUUUGGAAUUUAUAACAUAUAAAGUAUCAUUUGCCGAUGGCCCGGACGGAGCGGCACGCAGCGAUCCGCGGCGUACGCACCGCACGCACGGCACAAUAACAAUAUGAAUUCAAUAGAACUCAGCACAAUGUUUAAAAUCUAUCCGUCUCGCUCGUACCGAGAGCCGCCAUUUUGGGUACGAGAGUCGCGUCCGUCCGAUGCGGGUGACGUCAGCCGGAUCAGUCCGCUACGUACGUCUCCCACCACCGCUCGCGUCGCGUUAUCAAUUAAAAUGCCACCAAAAAGUAAUAAAAUGGACGACGCGCUUCUAAUAUCUAUCGUCGAACAACACGAAGAAUUAUAUAAUUUGCAUCAUCCGCAAUAUUUAAACCAACAGAGAAGAGACAGCAUCUGGGAGGAAAUAGGAUCGAUAAUGAAACAUGACAGUUACAUUUGUAAAGAACGCUGGGCGAGAAUCAGAGAUAAUUUUCGGAAAGCGUUAAACCUUAGAAGAACAAAAGCCGGAAAAUUGGCUUGCAAAAUUAAGGCCCCCAGAUUCAAUAAGGAAUUAAGUUUUCUUAUACCUUUCUUCACAGAUGAUGAUAAUAAGCAUUCGAUUAAAUCUGGCAGUGAGACUGACGAGGAGGCAACCGCGCAGCCUCAGUCCCCUUCUCCGUUUGCAUCUGCUUACAUGCCGGUUUUUUCUUCAGAUUGUGAUGAGCAGAAUUCCAAUCCUAAUGUCACAAGCAGAGAAACUGCAAGUUCAUCAGCGUACAGAUAUCACGAGUCCGAUCCCCUUAUAGACUUUUUCCUAACAAUGGGCAGAACGGUGAAAACAUUCCCUCUACGGGAACAAGUGAGGAUAAAAGGAGAACUUUUCAAAAUCGUUAACAGUACAGAGAUGAAAAUGGCCACAUGCACUAAUAUUGAUGUUGCCGGUAAAUCAGACGAAACGACUUUUCCAUCCACCACUAAGCCGGCUUCUAAAAACUUGUCAGCAGAAAUAUCUACAGCAAAUAUAAACGUUAAAACGGAACCGAACGAAACAGACCUCGCUGUAAUAACCGAACAGGACAAUGUCGUCGUUGCAAGAUUACAAAAUCCUAUGUGUAUCAUGCACCCAUACACCCCAUAGGAGAUUAUAUAUUCUUACUAAUAUAUAUUUUUUAUAUUUGUAUUUCUUUAUUUUAAUAUUAAACGUAUCUGUUUUGUAAAAUAAAAA
This is a messenger RNA of Manduca sexta (tobacco hornworm), 1624 nucleotides long. RefSeq lists its product as uncharacterized. The transcript is spliced from 3 exons. The record is from RefSeq and is a predicted model, not a curated record. Gene Ontology annotation, biological process: regulation of transcription by RNA polymerase II. NCBI's taxonomy places the organism in Eukaryota, Metazoa, Arthropoda, Insecta, Lepidoptera, Sphingidae. Gene Ontology annotation, cellular component: transcription regulator complex; nucleus. The coding region runs from base 527 to 1537 and encodes 336 amino acids.